UUGAACACAGAAGGAUGUCGUCAGUAAAGUAAGGGAAUAUUACAAGGAGACUGGUGAUAUUGAUGGUACUCUAAGGCAGAUACCUCGCCAUAUGGUUGCUGAACGAGCCAUUCUACAAUGCCUAAAGAAAAACCAAGCAAACUAUUUACAAGCUCUUAAGGGUAUACCUAGGACUCUUCGAAUGAUGUAUGUACAUAGUUAUCAAAGUUAUCUGUGGAACCAUGCAGUAAGCUUCAGGGUGCAAAAGCAUGGAUUUGACCAAGUUGUAGUGGGAGACUUGGUGCUUUGCAAAGAAAACUGUACUGGAAAUGAAACUUCGUAUUUUGAAUGUGAAAAUGGUAGUGAAAAUGCCACAAAUGAUAACACCAACACAGAUGAAGUUUCUGAAACUGAUAUUCCUGAGGAAACAAAUAUCUUAGUUAAGGUGGUGAAUGAAGAAGAUAUAAAAUCAGGAACUUAUUCAGUCGAUGAUGUUGUCCUUCCAUUGCCUGGGUCAAGAGUAAUUUAUCCGUCAAAUGAAAUUGCAAAAGUAUACCAUGAUUUAGCAGAAAAGGAUGGCAUCAAAUUGGCUGAGUGCACACACAAUGUCAAGGAGUUUUCGAUAACCAGUAUGACUGGUGGAUAUAGACGUGUUUUCCAAAAACCGAAGGAGUUUGAAUGGGAAUUGCUUUCUUAUACUGAUGGUACACAACCUCUGGUGGAAACAGAUUGGGAUAUUAUUGCUAAAUCAAUGCAAAAUAGCCAGGUUAAGGGUUCAGAAUCAGUUAAAGGCAAGGAUGAAGUUGCAAUUGGUAUUAUAGCAGAUCCAAAGAAUGUUGAAGCUGAGAACAAACAUGACCAGGAACCAGGCGCAGAACCUGACUACAAGGAUAUCAUUAUAAGCAGAGAAGUGUCACAAUCUGAGGAAGAUUUGGAUAGUUCUACUUCUCAGGGAAGCCAAAUGGCUCUAAAAAUGAGUUUUACCCUGCCUGCCUCUUGUUAUGCAACCAUGGCUGUGAGGGAGCUGCUGCGAUCAUCAACAUCUGUUGCAUAUCACAAGUCCUUAAAUGAGUCAUAAACAAGCCCACAGUUCACUUUGAAGAUUUUUUUUCAAUCCAUUUUUCAACUAUUGGAUACAAGGUAUUGCAUCUCAUAUUGCUAUUAUACAUUGUGCAUUGAAGAACACUAACACUUGGAAAGUGUGUGAAACCAAGUGAUAUUAGAACAGGAUAAAAUGUGCUGAAACUCUUAGCAUAAUUUCACUAGAGCAUAGUUGUGAUGAUCAUUCACUACUAGAAACUUGAGAGUGGGUAGUUUAACUCUAAGUCAAUUAAUUUAAUAUUCUGCU
Messenger RNA from Cuscuta campestris, 1327 nucleotides. NCBI's taxonomy places the organism in Eukaryota, Viridiplantae, Streptophyta, Magnoliopsida, Solanales, Convolvulaceae. The record is from the annotation of a GenBank genome assembly.